This is a messenger RNA of Trichoderma asperellum CBS 433.97, 2921 nucleotides long. RefSeq lists its product as uncharacterized. Gene Ontology annotation, molecular function: protein binding. The record is from RefSeq and is a predicted model, not a curated record. NCBI's taxonomy places the organism in Eukaryota, Fungi, Ascomycota, Sordariomycetes, Hypocreales, Hypocreaceae.
AUCUCACAUCUGACCUCGUUUCCCCACGUCCGGAACGGCCAGACGCUGCAUUUCCACUCGCGAGACGACGUUGCUGGAGCCUGCCAGCAUUAGCAUCAGCUUUUGUUGCCUUGUCCUUGCAUGGACAGACGCCGGCAUUGCAUGACUUGCGCCCCAAUUCGAAACUGCCGCCAGUGUCAGUAAGGCGUCUUUGUCUUCUCCCACCAUGGCCGAGGUGGACACUGCGCCUACCUUUGGCGCAGAGCUAAAGGAUGGCUUCAAAUCCGCCAAUGCCUGGGUCAACAAUGGAAUCUCUUGGCUCGACGAGAUCCAGCAGUUCUACCGCGAACGAGCCGCCAUCGAAAAGGAAUACAGCGCAAAGCUCGAUGCGCUUGCCAAGAAGUACUUUGAGAAGAAGAAUAGGAAAAUAUCCAACCUGAGCGUUGGCGACAACCCGACCUUGACUCCCGGUUCUCUUGAAAGUGCUUCCCUAACCACAUGGUCUACUCAACUUACCACGCUCGAAUCUCGCGCCACCGAGCACGAUCGCUAUGCGAGCAACCUUAUAUCCCAGGUUGCUGAACCCCUAAAGUUCUACAAUGCCCGAUUCGACGAGCUGCGUAAGCGCCAUGCCGAAUAUGCCGAUAAGCUCGAAGCUGGCCGCGAUGCGUGCUAUGCCGAUUUGCGCAAAGUAAAAGGCAAAUACGAUAGCACAUGCCAAGACCUCGAGAGCAAGCGCAAGAAGACUGAAUCACACGCCGAUAAGGCCAAAGCACAGAGCGCCUACCAACAGCAGCUUUUUGACAUGAAUAACGCCAAAAAUACCUAUCUCAUCGCCAUCAACGUUACCAACAAACAGAAGGAAAAAUAUUACCACGAAUACAUCCCCGAGGUUAUGGACAGCUUGCAAGACUUGAGUGAGUUCAAAACGUUGAAGCUCAACUUUUUGUGGGAUGUGGCAACUCGGCUGGAGACUGCCAUGCUUCAACAGAGCAACGGACUUAUCGAGCACCAAGGCAAGGAAAUCCAGAGAAACCUGCCCCAUCUGGAUUCCAUGAUGUAUAUGCGCCACAACAUGGGCGCCUUCCACGAGCCACCAGACAAGGUCUUCGAAGCUAGCCCCGUCUGGCAUGAUGACGACCUCAUGAUUGUCGAUGAGACGGCCAAAAUUUACCUGCGCAACGUACUAACCAAAUCCAAGUCUCAGCUAGCUGAGCUCCGGAGAGAGGUUGACAAGCAGCGAAGAGAGGUUGACACCGUUAAGCGGCUCAAGCAGCGUGUCCGAGAAGGUAAAGAGAAGAAAGACGAGGUUGAAGUCAUCCGCACGCUGUUUGCUAUGCAGGAGAAUCUUAUUGCUGUGGACCAGAAACGGCUUACGGCUGAAGUUGAAACCACCACCAUUACGUCUGUAGUUGGCGAUGUCACACUGGGGGCUAAAAACCACAACUUUAAGAGCCAAACCUUCAAGAUACCAACCAAUUGCGACUUGUGUGGAGAUCGUAUCUGGGGCUUGAGCGCCAAGGGAUUUGACUGUCGAGAUUGCGGCUAUACAUGCCAUAGCAAGUGCGAGAUGAAGGUGCCCGCGGAUUGCCCUGGCGAGCUGAAUAAGGAAGAGCGAAAGAAGAUCAAGGCUGAGCGCCAGGCCGCCACUAAUAGGCUUCUCACACCUGACGCAGGAUCCCCAGCGCACGUGUCAGAGGACAACCUCACACGAUCUAAUACCAUGAACUCGGCAAGCUCACAGUCACUACGGCAGUCCGUCGUGUCUGCGCCACAGACGCCAUCAGAAGAUACGCCUUCCGAAACACCACCCAAGGCGACCACACCUGUUGCAGCACCCGCCAAAGUUGCUGCAGUUGCUGCAGUUGGAGCGGCUCCCCCAAAGAGGAAUAGGAUAGUUGCGCCUCCUCCCACGGCAUAUAUCUCGCAACCACCAGCGGGUAGCACGAAUGGCAUUGUUGAAAGGGAAGAAAAGAAGGGCAAGAUGCUGUACCAGUUUGAAGCUGGUGGAGAUGGAGAGCUAUCGGUAGCAGAAGGCAAAGAAGUGGUGGUUUUGGAAGUAGAUGAUGGUACUGGCUGGGUCAAGGUUCGUGACGGUUAUAAGGAAGGUCUCGUACCGGCCACAUAUAUCGAUGUCAACAUUGCACCAUCAACACCCGCGGCAUCUGCUCGCCCAUCUUCGACUUACUCCACAUCAACCACAUCAUCAAUAGCCGCUGCUUCAAGGAAGAAGGGCCCUGCGGUGGCGCCCAAGCGAGGUGCCAAGAAGCUGCGAUAUGUAGAAGCUCUGUAUGACUACACGGCACAGAGCGAAGCAGAGCAUUCCAUGACGGAGGGCGAGCGUUUUGUGCUGAUCAAGGACGAUCCCGGCGAUGGCUGGGCAGAAGUCGAAAAGGCUGGCGUGACGGCCAGUGUCCCUGCUAAUUAUAUCCAUGCUGUGUAGGUCAGACGGCAUGUGGUGAGAUGGUAGGAGUUGAAACGCUAUGCUGUUUUUCUCUUCGUCCUGUCCUUUUAUACCUCUAGCCCGAGAAAGAAAAAGGUAAGAGGAGAAAAGAGAGGAAACAAGCUUGACAUGAAUGAAGGAAGUGGGAUUAGAGAAAGAGAGAAAAAGAGGGGGGACACAUGACAAAGUGUGAUACAAAUCAAUAGAGGAAGAGAAAAGAGUCAUUUAUACGACCACAAAAAAAGUAAUAAGGGGAAGAAAACGGUCGAGCCCGCGCUACCAAAAUCGUAUGCGUGUGUAUAUAGAUGAUGACAAUGGGAGGACAAACCUUUUUUUUAUGGGAUUUUUGAAGCGUUAUCUGAUGAUGGGUCGGCCUUCGCUUUGCUACUUUGUGUUUUUGCAUUGGGAGGAGUAUGGCAUGGAGAGGGGGGUAAAAACAGAGAUUGGCAUAUAUAUAUAUAUAUUUAUAUACAUGAGAUUAUAUAAGUUUUGAAGGCCG